Protomyces lactucae-debilis is the source of this 1049-nucleotide messenger RNA. RefSeq names its product cytochrome C1 family-domain-containing protein. Lineage: Eukaryota; Fungi; Ascomycota; Taphrinomycetes; Taphrinales; Protomycetaceae. Gene Ontology annotation, molecular function: heme binding; electron transfer activity. Bases 97 to 999 code for a protein of 300 amino acids. The transcript is spliced from 2 exons. The record is from RefSeq and is a predicted model, not a curated record. Gene Ontology annotation, biological process: mitochondrial electron transport, ubiquinol to cytochrome c.
AGGAGCGGGAAAUGCUCAAGAGUAAGCAGAAGAAAGACAACGACUCUCUCUGCAUCCAGUACGAGGACAGACUCUCAGUGUGCGCAGGCAGUCAGCAUGUUCUCCUCCAGAGCUAUUCCAAAGGCCGCCUCCUUCCGCAGGUUCGCCUCGACUCUUUCCCAAAAGUCCACUAGCAAUACAUCCCUGGCACUCGCAACCCUCACAUCUGCUGGCCUCGUGGGCUCGUACGCGUACGUCUACGGAUCUCCCAUCAGCGCCAAUUCGCCACUGGAGAAUGGCUUGCACUCGCCCGCCUAUCCGUGGCCCGAGAAUGGCAUGCUCUCGUCCUUCGACCACCAGUCCUUGAGGCGUGGCUACCAGGUGUACCGCGAGGUCUGCUCCGCUUGCCACUCCCUCGACCGCAUCGCUUGGCGUAAUCUCGUCGGUGUGACACACACAGUCGAUGAAGCCAAGGCAAUGUGCGAGGAAAAUGAGUACGAGGAUGGCCCCGACGACCAAGGCGAGAUGUUCCAACGCCCUGGCAAGCUCUCAGACUACAUGCCACGCCCAUAUCCCAAUGACGAAGCUGCACGAGCUGGAAAUGCCGGUGCACUGCCACCUGAUCUUUCGCUGAUUGUCAAAGCUCGUCACGGCGCUGCCGACUACGUCUUUGCACUGCUCACUGGAUACGUUGACCCACCAGCAGGCGUUCAGCUUGCUGAGGGCAUGAACUUCAACCCAUACUUCCCUGGUGGCGGUAUUGCCAUGGCCCGUGUUCUUUACGACGGUCUGGUCGAGUAUGACGAUGGCACCCCAGCGACGACCUCUCAAAUGGCCAAGGAUGUGGUCAGCUUCCUGCAUUGGGCUGCUGAGCCUGAGCUCGAUGAGCGAAAGAAGAUGGGUUUCCAGGCGGUUGUGCUACUUUCGGUACUGUUCCCUCUCGCACUCUACAUGAAGCGGUUGCGAUGGUCUGUGAUCAAGUCCAGGAAGCUUGUCUACAACCCGCCCGUCAAAAAGUAGGCCUUCCUUUAGAUUCUCGUUCUUAGCAAGCAUCAAGUGACCAUGUCCAG